This is a messenger RNA of Cynoglossus semilaevis (tongue sole), 2740 nucleotides long. It is a transcript of the gene adipor1a, whose product is annotated as adiponectin receptor 1a. Gene Ontology annotation, biological process: adiponectin-activated signaling pathway. Gene Ontology annotation, cellular component: plasma membrane. The record is from RefSeq and is a predicted model, not a curated record. The transcript is spliced from 8 exons. Gene Ontology annotation, molecular function: signaling receptor activity. Bases 198 to 1331 code for a protein of 377 amino acids. NCBI's taxonomy places the organism in Eukaryota, Metazoa, Chordata, Actinopteri, Pleuronectiformes, Cynoglossidae.
AUAAACACACUCGAAUUCAUUGUCACACUUUGUGACAGUGGAUGUGAGUGUGUGGAGAGGCUUUUUAGUCAAAAAUAAAUCGAUGUAAAAUCCUCCACAAAGCGUCGACUGCUUAGCGCUAGCUUCGAGAGACAGAAGUAGUAUACGCUGUGAAGACGCACACAGAGACUGUGAGUGGGUCCUCAGGUAGUUUCCUUAUGUCAGGCCGAAACGGGUCUGCAAGUGAUGCAGACUGCCGGAUUUCUGAGGAUCGCCAUGACCCAGAUGUUGAGCUGAUGGAACUGGGGCCACUGCUGGAGGAAGGAGGAGCAGCGGCAGCAGCAGCAUCUAAUUGUGCCCAUCCAGAGGGCGCCAAUAUGCUUGCUGAUGAAGAUGAAGACGAUGAUGAGGUCGGAGACGUUUUGACUUUACCUCUUCAGGCUCACCAUGCCAUGGAAAAAAUGGAAGAGUUUGUACACAAGGUCUGGGAGGGACGUUGGAGGGUCAUCCCUUUCCAUGUCCUGCCUGAGUGGCUGAAGGACAACGAUUACCUCUUGCAUGGACACCGGCCACCUAUGCCAUCUUUCAGGGCCUGUUUUGGAAGCAUCUUUAGAAUUCACACUGAGACGGGAAACAUCUGGACUCACCUGUUAGGGCUGAUCUUGUUCAUUUGUCUGGGCACGUUAACCAUGCUGCGGCCCAACAUGUAUUUCAUGGCCCCACUGCAAGAGAAGGUGGUGUUCGGGAUGUUCUUCCUGGGAGCUGUGCUCUGCCUCAGCUUCUCCUGGCUUUUUCAUACCGUCUACUGCCACUCAGAGAAAGUGUCUCGCACCUUCUCCAAGCUUGACUACUCGGGCAUCGCCCUCCUCAUCAUGGGCUCCUUUGUGCCCUGGCUUUACUACUCAUUCUACUGUUCUCCACUGCCUCGACUCACCUACCUCACCGUUGUAUGUGUCCUCGGCAUUGCAGCCAUUGUAGUGGCCCAGUGGGACCGCUUCUCUACACCUCGCCACAGACCCACACGGGCAGGUGUGUUCAUGGGUCUGGGAUUAAGUGGCAUUGUUCCCACCAUGCACUUCACCAUCGAAGAGGGUUUUGUUAAAGCCACCACAGUUGGUCAGAUGGGUUGGUUCUAUCUGAUGGGAGCCAUGUACAUCACUGGGGCUGGUCUGUAUGCAGCCAGGAUUCCGGAGCGUUACUUUCCUGGGAAGUGUGACAUCUUGUUCCACUCCCAUCAGAUUUUUCAUGUCCUGGUCGUGGCGGCAGCUUUCAUUCAUUUCUACGGUGUUUCUAACCUUCAGGAGUUUCGUUAUGGCCUGGAAGGAGGAUGCACAGAUGACACUCUACUCUGACUGUGACUUACUCUUUCUUUUUCUUUAUAAGCAACAUACACAAAAGAAAACUUAAAAUGCUGCUGCAAUUGAGUACAGUCUCUUGUUAUUAUUUGUGUAUGUCUUAUUUUUAAACAUCCUGUUUUGGGUCUCUUUAGUUCUUCUGCUUUGGCUUCUACUGCAUCGAAAAAGUAGCAUUAACUAGCCAAUGAACUACAGAGGGGACCAUUAACAGGCCUUCAUUCAUAAGGAAACUCACCAUAUGCUUCUUUGAAGCAAAGUCCAUAAGAGGACUUCACUGUUUUCACUUCCUGAAAAUUCUUGCAAAAGUAACAUUUUCAGAGUGUCUCCAUUGUCUCACAGGGUUUUCUUGCUGCAGCAAGGAGCACAUGUAUUAAACCAUUCCUUGAUAUCUUCCUAGUUAACAUCCAGAUUGUUAGAUAAUCAGACAGGUCCAUUUGUUUGGUUUUGUUUGUUUUUUUGAGUGGGAAGGGGAAAUGGUUUCUUAUGUUGUACAGUGUCUAACUGGGUACAUAGUACUGGGAGUAUUUGAAAAAAAAAAAGUAUCCCUGCAGGCAUUCAGCAGUAAAAUCUAGACAGGAAUAAAUCUGUUUUUUAAACUCUAUCAAACAGACCUAUAGAUGGUGUCUGAAUUAAACAAAUCACUAGGAUUUUUGGGUGGAAUCUGGUUUUGCACAGGUUUCCUGACUGAGCAAUAGUCCCAAACACAUUAGGUUUAUUGAAUGACACUCGGAAGCUGUAACAUUUUUGUUUCUUCUGUUAAGUGAUAAAUAAGCUCAGUCAGGAUUAGAGACAAAUAAUUUUAAAGUAAAAUCACCUCCUACACUGUCAAUUUGUAUUCAGUUGUUUUCCAGAACACUGUUCUUGGACUACGCACAAUGUAUGGACGAAGACCAGAGUCUAUUUCGGGCAGUUUUCUUUUAUGCUAUAUUUUAGGUGCAGUGAGAGGCUUGAUUAUAUACACUGUGGUGAAAACCAUCUAAUUCUAAACCUUAAAUCAAUGUCUUGGUUUUAUUAUAUGUUAUGUGUGAUUGGUAUAAACCUUUAGUAUUCCUGUGCCUUAGGCCAAUGGAAAUGUUUUUACACAAAAUGGCCUGUCUUAACUGUCAAGGGAGUUUCAAGGAUUUUCAGAUGUAGAAUAUUUUCAUGUUUUCCCUCAUAGUUAUACAAUCAAAUCAUUAUUAAACUUACACCUCCAUCGAUAGGUUGUAUCAACUGCUGUUUAAGAUUCCUUUUUCUAGAUGAAGCUUUAUUACAACGAACUAAAACCAUGUGUACUCUUGACUUUGUGUUUUGUCCUGUGUAGAAAGUGAUAAAUCCUACAUUUUCCUGAAAUGUAAACAAAAAUACUGUAUUUAUUAAUGGUAAUCUUGGAAAAUUAUUGUAAUAAAUUUUUCCACAUGUAAAUA